Coregonus clupeaformis (lake whitefish) is the source of this 2801-nucleotide messenger RNA. Its product is annotated as protein kinase C and casein kinase substrate in neurons protein 3. Bases 555 to 1736 code for a protein of 393 amino acids. The transcript is spliced from 10 exons. Gene Ontology annotation, molecular function: phospholipid binding; protein binding. Gene Ontology annotation, cellular component: cytoplasm; plasma membrane; endosome. Lineage: Eukaryota; Metazoa; Chordata; Actinopteri; Salmoniformes; Salmonidae. Gene Ontology annotation, biological process: cytoskeleton organization; plasma membrane tubulation; regulation of endocytosis. The record is from RefSeq and is a predicted model, not a curated record.
AUUUUCGUCAUUUAGCAGACGCUCUUAUCCAGAGCGACUUACAAAUUGUAACAGUACUAGUCAAAGGUUGCUACCCCAGACCACAGGCACACAUACACACUAAAAGCCAAAAACACUGCACACUUCAUUAACACUCCACUGAGAGAGGUAGAGCAAGGGUAAGAGAGAGAGAGAGAGGGAGAAAGAGAAAGAGAAAGAGGGAAAGAGAGCAUAAGUGGGAGGGGUGCUGUCCAGUGGUGUGGUACAGAGAGACAGAGAAUUAGUUUUCUGCAGCUGUUUUGAAGAGAGAGAGGGAACAGAGAAAACGGGUGAGGGAGGAGAGAGGGGAAAAAGACAGCCAACUCAUCCGACACUGACAGUCGGCCAAAGAAAGGGAAAAAGAGGGAGCAAAAGGAGUGGAAGAGAGAGGAGAGCUACGGAAAAAACUGAGCAGUCUAAGGGGUGAGACAGAAGGGGAGAGAGAGAGGAGGGUGGAGAGAAACUUAACCCAGAAAAGAAGAGCGAGUUGAAACAGUGAGGACACCAGCAAUAGUGAACGAGUGAGAGUGGACAGGAUGUCGACUCUCCCUCCUGAGGUUGUCCCUGAAGAUGCCAACAAACAGAGCUUCUGGAUGCCUGGGAACUACCAGUGCACGGUGAAGCGCACAGAGGAUGCCUUCCAGGCGUGUAAUGACAUCGUGGUGUGCUUCCAGGAGAGAGCCCGUGUGGAGAGGCAGUACGCUCAGCAGCUCAGCGAGUGGAGCAACAAGUGGAAGCCCCUGGUGGACUCCAGCCCGCUGUAUGGAUCCCUCUUGCAGGCGUGGCAAUGUUUCCUCUCCUCCGCCGACCGUCUCUCCGCCCUGCACUCGUCCGUGUGUCGCUCCCUGGUUUCGGAGGACGGGGACCGGGUCAGGACCUGGCAGAAAGAGACCUUCCAUAAGAAGCUCUUUGGAGGCUUCAAGGAGUCCCAGGACUUUGAGACUGGCUUCGCACGUGCUCAGAAGCCCUGGGCCAAACGGCUGAAGAAGCUGGACAAAGCCAGGAGUGCGUUCCAUAAAGUGCAGCGUAAGGAGCAGACUGCCAGGGACCGGGAGGCCCACGCCAAGGGCAACCCUGACGUGGCCAUCGAGAAACAGAGGAAGAUCCAGGAGGAGAGAGAGCUGGCUCAGCAGGAGACUGAGAAAGUGCGAGCCCGCUAUGAGAAGGUUCUGGAGGAGGUGACCCGCUAUGCCCCUCGCUACAUGGAGGAGAUGGAGUGUAUUUUUGACCAAUCACAGGAGGAGGAGAGGAAGAGGAUCAGCUUCCUCAAACAGGCCUUCCUGUCCAUCCACAGACACCUGGACGUCACCAACAAUGAGAGUGUGAAGGCUGUGUAUAAUGAGCUCCACAACACUCUCAUGGCCAUCAAUGAGCAGGAUGACCUGCGCUGGUGGAAGAACACCCACGGACCGGGCAUGCCCACUGACUGGCCUCAGUUCCAGGAGUGGACGCCAGAAAAGAAAAGCAAAAAAGGGAAGAAAGAGAAAGAGAAAGAGGUAGAGGCACAGCAAGGCAUCAUAGAGAGGAGUGUAAUGAUCGGAGGAGUUAGGGUCAGGGCUCUCUAUGACUAUGACGGACAGGAGAGAGAUGAGCUCUCCUUUAAAGCAGGUGAGGAGUUUCUGAAGACUGAGGAUGAGGAUGACCAGGGCUGGUGUAGAGGGAUGAAGGAUGGAGGGAGAGAGGGACUCUACCCAGCCAACUAUGUAGAGACGGCAUAGUUACACCAUUAUGUUUGUAAAAGGAAAUAGAUAGAAUGAAAAUGAAAGUGACUUAUUUUGGUAAGAAACAUUGUGUCUGAAAUGAUCCUCAGCUGAUGUUUACUGUGUACUGUUCCUUAAUGAAAAAAAUGCCACUAUGGUCUUCUUGGCAGCCUGGCCUGCCCUGUAACAGAGUUGAGAACCCAGUGCCCAUGCUAUCUGCAGGAAAGCUUUCAUCCAAAGAGAUUACACUAUGGGAUGAGGAUAUGAUAGCUCUAAAUGAACUUUUUUGGCAUACCUACACAUCAUCAAAUAUCCAGGUUUUUUUAAUCUUUAAAAAAUGUUGGAAAAUGUUUAAUAUAUUUACAUGAGACACCUGUAUGAAAGCUAUAUGAUGUAUGAUGCCUUUCUGUAGAAUUUAAGAGAUGUGAUGCUUGAUUCUAUAGGUACGUACAUUUACUGUAUAUGUCAUCACUUAAUGCUGAAGCCAUACUGUAUGCUUGCUGUUCUUAUAUAGCUAAACUCUCCUGUUCGCUAUAGUGAAACAUGUAUUUAUGCAUAAAUAAGUGCUUAUCACUCUGCAUAGAUAGGCUUUAAUCAAUGAUUAUUAUGAACGGAAUGAAACUUUGACUAUGAGCACAAUUCAUCAAUACCUUUAGCCUUAUCAAUAAUAGUAUGAGCAGCAAUGUCUCAUGUAGCCUGUGUGUGUUAUAAGAGUAUGAUGGGGAUGGAUUGGGAUCUCCUUUCAAAGGGACUGUAAUAGAGCUCCUAUCAUCGCCUUCUUGAUGGCAACUACCCUAAAUAGCCACUAUGCCAAAGUGAAGGAUUGGAUGCAAUUCCUGGGCUUGUCCAUGUUCUGGCUUUUCUUUUCCAUUUCUUAAUGUGUGUGUAUGUGAGUAUGUACUAUAUAUGCAUGUGUGUGUAUGUGAGUAUGUACCAUACAUGCAUGUGUGUGUAUGUGAGUAUGUACUAUACAUGCACGUGUGUGAAAGGUAAGCCUCGGCCCUCAUUGUCUCUUGUAGUAGUAUAUUUGAGCCUUUCUUAAGUGCCUUUCUAAAGAAUAAAAUGAAACAAAACGAAUGAUAA